AACCCCCCCCUCCCCGCCAUGAACUCCGGUAUCGGGGAUCGCGAGCACCCACUCCGCUCUCCUCUACGGCAGCCUCUCACCUUUCUGGCUUCCCACCCUGAGGAGACAGGCACAACUUGAGGCAACCCCCUGAGGGGCCUUCAGGACAGCAACAAAUUCCCAGGGGCAGCCAUCAUGUCGCAGUUUUCCACCAUGACAGCCAGGGAGAGGAAACUGCAGGCGGCAGCAAUCUGCAGAGAGGUGCAAGGCCAGGAAGAUGCACACAUGGACCUUGGGAAGAAAGUGAGUGUUCCUAAAGACAUCAUGCUGGAAGAGCUGUCGCUCGCCUCCAACCGGGGCUCCCGACUCUUCAAAAUGCGCCAGAGACGCUCUGAAAAAUACACUUUUGAGAGCAUCCAUAAUGAAACCAACAACCAGCUAAAUAGCCAAGAAGUUUUCCAGAUCGAGUACAACCCCGCCUCCGGCGGUGGGAAUGAUUUGGCUGUCGAGCAGCCUUGUCAAGUGACAUCCAAUGCAUCAGAUGCCACAAUGGUGCCAAAUCCGGACCGCAUCGCGCCAGGAUAUGGAGGUCCUUUGAAGGACAUCCCUCCAGAGAAGUUCAACUCUACAGCUGUGCCAAAGUCAUACCACUCGCCCUGGGAGCAGGCGAUCAUCAGUGACCCUGCUUUGGCUGACACGCUCGUCUCCCGCAUGCCGGAACUGGAGCCCCAGACAAACCUGCCAGGAUACAAAAGCUUCAACAGGGUGGCAACCCCUUUUGGAGGUUUCAGCAAGGCGCCGAGACCCGACCCCAUCGCAGUGCUGCAGGUGGAGGCGUUCCCAGAGGUCCCCGCUCUCCAGGGGGAUUGUGCUCCGAACCGGCCAUCCUUCAACAGAGCGGCUCUAGGGUGGGUGUCAUCCGGUGGCUCAGUCACACUCCCGAAUGUCUCCCUCGAGCCCACACUCAUCCCUGAGUCAGAAGACCUUUGAACCCAAGCAGAAACAUCACAGGGGAGGCUUUGGAAGUAGCAGCUUCACCCAAGGUUAUUGUGGGGAUGGUGACAUUUGUUUCAGAGCAGGAGCUUGAGCGAAAACCUCCUGUUGGUAAUUGUCACACAGAUGGUGGGAAAGGUAACCAUGUAACUUAAGAAGAAGCUGUAUUGGAAUAAAGUAAGAUUGUAUAUUAAUGUCCACAACAAUGCUUUUCUCAAAAUAAAGUUAGGCAAAGUACAACAGAA
Messenger RNA from Poeciliopsis prolifica (blackstripe livebearer), 1217 nucleotides. RefSeq names its product myozenin-2-like. Lineage: Eukaryota; Metazoa; Chordata; Actinopteri; Cyprinodontiformes; Poeciliidae. Gene Ontology annotation, cellular component: actin cytoskeleton; Z disc. The record is from RefSeq and is a predicted model, not a curated record. The coding region runs from base 175 to 969 and encodes 264 amino acids. The transcript is spliced from 6 exons. Gene Ontology annotation, molecular function: telethonin binding; actin binding; FATZ binding.